GGAUGAACACGAAAUCCAAAAUCCCAAAAUUCUGGUUAUAGUGGACCGACUCUCCUCUCCUUCCCUCCACGUCUCUCUCUCUCUCUCUCUCUCUCUCGUUAUCUUUCCACCAUUUAUUCCUCUCAAUCAAACCCCAACUCACAUGGAGAAUGCUAAGGUUGUUGAAGCUAAAGAUGGAACAAUUGCUGUUGCUUCUGCUUUUUCUGGUCACCAGGAAGUUGUACAGGAUAGAGACCACAAAUUCUUGACAAGGGCUGUUGAAGAAGCAUAUAAAGGAGUUGAAUGUGGAGAUGGAGGGCCGUUUGGUGCCGUUGUUGUUCACAAAGAUGAAGUUGUUGCGAGUUGCCAUAACAUGGUUCUAAAACACACCGAUCCAACUGCACAUGCAGAAGUUACAGCAAUACGAGAGGCAUGUAAAAAGCUGAACAAAAUUGAGCUUUCAGACUGUGAGAUAUAUGCGUCUUGCGAGCCUUGCCCUAUGUGCUUCGGUGCCAUUCAUCUUUCAAGGAUUAAGAGGCUCAUUUACGGGGCUAAAGCUGAAGCAGCGAUUGCAAUUGGGUUCGACGAUUUUAUCGCAGAUGCACUGAGAGGUACUGGUUUCUAUCAGAAGGCUCACUUGGAGAUCAAACAAGCAGAUGGUAAUGGAGCCAUGAUUGCUGAACAAGUAUUUGAGAAAACCAAAGCCAAGUUUGCCAUGUAUUGAUUCAUAUCUCAAAACUGUCAAUUUCUAACUCUGUAAUUGCUCAACAAUCUGUUGCAUAUUUAAAUGGUAUAAAAUCUGAUGUUUCUUUGAAAAGAAAUUUGCUG
Cynara cardunculus var. scolymus (artichoke) is the source of this 807-nucleotide messenger RNA. Its product is annotated as guanosine deaminase. Lineage: Eukaryota; Viridiplantae; Streptophyta; Magnoliopsida; Asterales; Asteraceae. Gene Ontology annotation, molecular function: guanosine deaminase activity; zinc ion binding. The record is from RefSeq and is a predicted model, not a curated record. The transcript has 5 exons. Gene Ontology annotation, biological process: purine nucleoside catabolic process. The coding region runs from base 143 to 703 and encodes 186 amino acids.